AAUACAUGACAGGGCACAAGGAGAGUCUAUGUCCUUCAGACGCAUAAACGAUUAGGAAUGAACUCUGAAAUCUAGACGUUUUAUAUUAGUUGUUGUUUUUACUGCAGAGCCAUAGCUUAAUACUCAAGUGGGACCAACAGAUGAGCUUAAAAUGAGUUCCUGUUCCCGCUCGUCCCGUGACCGUCACAAAGGAGGCCACACCCACUGCGACUCCUGCUACACACGGCGCUGCAGAGCCCGGGUCGAGCCCUCUGUCUGCUGUCCACUCAGUACCUGUCGCCUCCUGUGUGGGGCGCUCUUCCACCUGUGUAAAGAGGAGGACCACCUGCUGCUCUGUCCCAAUGUCCGUGUCCCAUGUAUCAAUUAUGAGUUCGGCUGUCCCCUCCAGAUGCCCCGCUCGUCCAGGGCAGAGCACCUCCAGUACUGUCCCGCCAGUGUGAUCUCCUGCUCCAUGGAGUGGAACAGGUGGCCCGCUCAAGAUGCUCAUUCGCACCAAAACACAGAGUUACAUGAAAAUCUGAUGAGUGAAAGGGUCAAAGGAGGAUGCUUGGAUUUAGCGAUGGCUUUGAAGGAUCAGGACAGGCUUUUUCACUCCUUGAAAAUGAAAAAACUGUUUCCAGAAUUGACCCAACGAGUGGAGAAGGAGGAUGAAGAGGAGGAGAAGAGGAGAGAGAAAGAAAAACUCAAAAAGGCAGCAAUGACAAAAGAAGCAGCAUUAAAGCCAACAACAUGGCAAUCUUUUGACAAGUAUAACUACACUGCCUUGACUGAGAAAGACUAUGAUGAUGAUGAUGAUGAAGAAGAAGAGGAGGAUAUUUUGGAGGAGUUGUUUGAGGUUGCUCCAGAACGAGAACUGACCCAAGCAGAGAGAGAGGCUUUGGCUUACCAUCAAGGAGUCCAACCAGAGCUUCUGGAAAGCUACAAUGCCUGGGAGCGUAUGUUCAGUAUGGAGAUGGGCGGGUGCAGAGAGGCAGGUGCAGCGCCUGAAACAGCAAAGGGGAAGUGUUUGAGUACUCUGUCAGAGGAAGAUGAGUCCAAUGAGGGGUGUUCAGGAGCAGCAGCAGCUGUGAAUAAACAGACUACUGCUCCUGUCCCAGCUCCUGCAUGCCCCAGGGUGACAAAGAAUUUCACUUAUGGAAAAAUAGAGCCUAUGAAGAUUAUAACUGUGCGCACAUUCAAAGUCCCAACCAGUUUUCAAGCCAGGCCCAGUCGAAUCAGAAACCCUUGGAGCAGAAGGAGGGAGAAUAAGACAGUGGACACCAGUGACCUGGGUGUGACGCUGCAGGACAUGCCUGUGUGGGAGGAGAUACAGGCCUCUCUGCUGUGCUCUUUGGAGAGAGAGCAGCGCGGUCACAUGAUCGCAGAGAGCGUGUCCACGGACGCCCUGCUCACGGACGAGGGCACGCAGACGUACCACUUCCUGUCCACUCCGUUCCGCAGUGAUGCGAGUCUCCGGGACCUGUCUGAGACCAAAACCCCGGAGCUGCACUUGCAGCUGCAGGUGGAAAGUGUGACCAGUCGCCACCACAAAGCCAGCUCCGUGUUCACCUUCCUCUGUGGACAGAGCUUCCAGCGCCGCGAAUACGGCCUGCACUACAAGAACAUCCACAGUGACAUCCACAUGUGUGUUAAUGGCUGGUUUGAACAGCGCUGUCCUUUGGCUUAUCUGGGCUGUACCUUCAGUCAGAGGAGGUUUCGUCCAUCAACGUAUGAUGCUACUGUCAACUACAAUGAAGAACUGGGUUGCUUCAGCCUCCACCCAUCAUCUCCUGUGUCGCGGGACAGUAACAGCACUCAGGAUGCCCCCAGUACUUUUCAGAGCGCCCCCCAGAGGAGAGAGCGUCGAGCUGCAGGGGGAGAGGACCCUCUGAGCUCCCUACCCUACGAGGUGCUGUGUCAUGUGGCCAGUUUCCUGGACAGUCUGUCUCUGUCCCAGCUCGCCCUGGUGUCGCACCUCAUGAGGCAGGUGUGCUCCUCUCAGCUGCAGGACAGGGGCAUGGUCACACUGCACUGGGCCAAGAAGACAUCCUCCAAUGGGCAGGCAAAGUGGAGGGUGACACAUAAGAUUUGGGAGUUCAGCACACUCUUUGCUCCAGUGGACUCCUGGAGGUUCUGUGAUGUCCCACCGCUGUCGGAGCACCUCAGGAUGUGUCCACACUACCAGACAGAGCCCAGGAACGAGAGGGUUUUACUUCCCAAAAUCAGAGAACAGCUCCACAAUGACACCAACUGUAAAGGGCCCACUUUGGUCAGCCUUUUCAAGAACAAUAAACUCAUCAUGUAGAGACUUAAGAGAGGAUUUCUGCUUGAUCGGAAAGGUUAAUUAUGAAAUUGUAUGGAAUUUAUACAAACUAUUGUUUUAUAGACACUAAAAAUGCUGAAAAUUACGGCAAGGUAGAGCUGACACAUGGAUUAAACAUUUUCUACCAGCUUUUUUGUUAUUACGAGAAAGUAUUAAGCUAAAAGGAGAACUUUUUUUUUCGUUAAAACUUAAUUCUUAUAGGUUUUAACAACUUCAGUCUCACGUUUUAAAGACAUCGGUGUCUUGUUUUAACGUGAACAUAAAGCUCAUAUUGGGUGCAAUGAUCAGCGGUAAGUCACUUUACAUCGGGAUCUGUGUGUAGCAAUGCGCAGGGAAGAGCCAAGCCUUAUCCAUGCAUAUUUGUGGUUAUCCCACUUUUCUGCGCUUGGCACAGUCGGGAGCACGCGCGUGUGCCUGGACACUGGUCAUUCUCUCAAAGACGUCAUAUAUUUUGGUUUAUUUUUUGGCCUUCAAGAAAUAACUGGUCCCAAAGCCUUUCAUAAUGUGUAAAUCCAGACCUGCAGUUUAUAGCCCCUGAUUCCCUCUUUGCUCGUGCCACCAAAGAGCGCACAAAUCUUUACUCACAGAUCCAAAACGAGCCGUAUAGGUUUGGGACACGUUUGAGUGUUUUGCUCUGCUCAGCAGCAUGUUUCUGAUACGUGGAGCUGGGUUGCAGCUGCAGUUUUGGUUCCACAUAUGUUCAGCUCCCUGGAGGACAAGGCGCAGGGAGAUCACGUGAUGCGUGCGUCCAGCAUGACAGAUGAACAAACAUCAUGUGCGUGAAAGCAGGCGCGCUCUUGGGAAAUAGGAGGAUGGCGGGAGGGCAUCAGUGGCAGAAGGGGACAUCUUGAGAUCAGAGGCACACAGAGGCGCUCCUAACAAAUCAAAUACGGCUGGUCACUGUAUCCUGUCAUUAAACAUAAACAAAAUGAUAAAUUAUUGGCUCUCUCCCUGUGUAUUGUUACAGAUCGGACCUGCUGAAUGUGACUUGCCCCUAGUCAUAGCGUUGGAUAUGAGCUUCUAUGUUUACGUUAAAACGAGAAACUGAUGUCGUUAAAACGUGAGACUGAAGUCGUUAAAACCUUUCUCGUAAUAACAAUAAAAACAAACAAAACAAAAACGUUAAAAUCCACGUUUGUCAGAUCUACCCUUUGGUAAAAAAUACAUAUAUUAAUUUUGUUAUUAAGUUAUGGUCUUUGAAUGAUUUGUUAAUUGGCUUUUGAUUCUUGAAUUUGCUGUGGAAGUAGGUACCAGAACAACCCGAAACCAUGACUUCUUUUAAGUAGACUGUCUUAAAUGAGUAUUACGCAGCAUAAAAAGGCAAACAGGUGAAAAGCUGAAACACAGACGACAAACAGAUACAAAAGCUGGUCAAUCAGUUUCUCUUACAUAUUACCAUUACAGCUAUAUACCCAUGCAUAAAUGCUUUUUUUUUUUUUUCAAAUUGUUGAUAGAAUAAUAAAAGUAUUGGUACAUGC
This is a messenger RNA of Periophthalmus magnuspinnatus, 3780 nucleotides long. RefSeq names its product F-box only protein 40-like. The transcript is spliced from 6 exons. NCBI's taxonomy places the organism in Eukaryota, Metazoa, Chordata, Actinopteri, Gobiiformes, Gobiidae. The record is from RefSeq and is a predicted model, not a curated record. Gene Ontology annotation, molecular function: ubiquitin protein ligase activity; zinc ion binding; protein binding. Gene Ontology annotation, cellular component: cytoplasm. Bases 152 to 2284 code for a protein of 710 amino acids.